GCGCGAACUUGCUUGCAUCGUCCCUUUCAGCUCUCUGAUUCGAGCGGCUGCUCGGCCUGCUCUUCCCGACCACAACCAUGGCCAACGUCGUCACCCAUCCCCAUCUGCAGGUCGACUUUCCUCGCCCCGUCAACCCCUCGCACGCUCCUCUGGGUUUCGGGUUCGGGCUCUCCACCGCACCUGUUAGCGCAGGCUGGGCGGCCACGCCAACCCAUGCGCCGCAAUCCCCCUGGAAUCUCGCCACUAGCACACAAUCUGCCGCGCCCCGCGUACAGAAGAGACGACAUGAGCCCGAUGAAGAGAGCGAGAACAGACACUCGAGGGAUGAUGAGAUGGACAGAAGUCCUACUCCAGAGCGCCUCAAGCGAGCCGUGCCGAAACGUGCACGUACCACGCCUGCUAUCACGAGCGCAAAAGACGAGAAGAAUGCGAAGACGACUAGGUCAUCUUCAGCGAACGACGAGAGCGACGUGGAUGUAGGGGUGUUGCUAGCGAGCCUUCCUCCUCAGUCUCUACUGCCACUCCUCACGUCGUUGCUGACUGCGCAACCAUCUCUGAAGUUGACGGUUCUCUCGCUGAUUCCACGACCCACGCUCGAGACAGCCACGCAGGCCCUUGACCAUGCGGCAAACAAGCUGCGAGACGCGUACCCCUACUCGAAUACGCCUUUCUCCCAGCCCGGGCCUUCUACCUCAUUCGGUUUCGGCUCAGGAGGAUUUGGCAACAACCGCUCGAACGUACAGUCAGCCGCAGGCCUCAGCUUCCCUCGCCUCGCAUCAACAUCUCCCUUCGGCUCACAAUCAGCAUCCGGCCAAUCAGGUGGCAUGCGGGACGAGUACAUACUGUCUCGUCUCCGCCCACACAUCAACGACUUUGUGGCUGCAUGCCAGUCAUACCUACCAUACUUUUCCAAUGCCGCACCCUCCACAGCAAGUGCGUCCGCCUCGCCGAAGACGAACAUGCAGUCGCAUGCGGCCGCUUUGCAGUCCCAGCACAAAGACCGUUCGCAUCCAACGGAGACUUUCCUGUUCCUCUCGUCGCUUACGGCACACGUCCUCAAUCAGCCAGCGCUCACGCAGUCGGCACUUGUGCCCAUGAUAUUGCCGCGUCUUAUCGAGGAGUGGAAAGCUUGGCUCGAUCGUGUCGACCAGGCGGUCAAUCGCGAAGGAGGGAUGUUUGGCUCGGAGACUGUGCGGACGUGGGAGAGGUGUCUCGACGACUUCGCACAAGCGCAAGGAAACGGUUUAGAGAUCCUGAAACAGCUGCGCGACCAUUGGGUACUACGGGUCGGUUGGUUAGUGGGCAGACAGCCCAUGCAGGAACUCUAGUUGUUGCCGAUGACUCUAGUAUGUUGAGAUUCUGUCGCUCAUGCAAAGUAGGUAUUGCAUCUGUCCACUCUCCUUCACCACCUUCGCGCUGUCUACAAUCCCUGUACGCUCAUUUGACGAUCGCUUAUGACCGGUGCUCAAUGAUUCCCUUGCUUAUCCCCACGUGUACUCUCGUCAUUGCAUCCUCGUCUGGAAUUUUGCUAUGUUAAUAGGGCUAGCUAUUACGUCGUCUCGAAUACAUGAUUCUCGUCAACUC
Molecule: messenger RNA, 1584 nt
Organism: Fomitopsis serialis
Lineage: Eukaryota; Fungi; Basidiomycota; Agaricomycetes; Polyporales; Fomitopsidaceae
Exons: 2
Coding region: 78-1328 (416 amino acids)
Biological process (GO): nuclear protein quality control by the ubiquitin-proteasome system; proteasome localization
Cellular component (GO): nucleus
Source: RefSeq, a predicted model, not a curated record